AUGAGAAGUGAGGAAAGCUCCGGAGCUCUGGGAGCACUGGGAGCACUGGGACUGAGGCGAACUCAGACCGGGCCAGACAUGGAAGGACAGAACUGCAACAACAUCUGCUCCUGGACGCAGAGACCCGCCACGGACUCCAAGAAGAAGAAAAAGAAAAAGGAAAUCCCGGAGAGGGUGACUCUGAAGAAGGAGAUCGGGCUGCUGAGCGCCUGCACAAUCAUCAUAGGAAACAUCAUUGGCUCUGGGAUUUUUAUUUCUCCAAAGGGGGUCCUAGAGCACUCUGGUUCAGUGGGUUUGGCUCUGGUGGUGUGGGCACUAGGAGGCUGUGUCGCUGCUCUAGGCUCAAUGUGCUACGCUGAGUUGGGUGUCACCAUUCCCAAAUCUGGUGGAGACUACUCCUAUGUGACAGAGAUAUUUGGUGGCCUGACAGGGUUUCUAUUGUUGUGGAGCGCAGUCCUCAUCAUGUACCCAACAACCCUUGCUGUUAUUGCCCUUACUUUCUCCAGCUAUGUGCUGCAGCCUGUCUUCCAAAACUGUGCUCCUCCAUACAUGGCAACACGACUUUUAUCUGCAACGUGUCUUUUAUUCCUGACCUGGGUGAACUGCUCCAGUGUCCGUAUGGCCACCAGAAUCCAGGAUGUUUUCACAGUGGGAAAACUUAUGGCUCUGUGUCUAAUCAUUGUUGUGGGUCUGGUACAGAUCUUCAAUGGAAACUAUGAAGCACUGACUACUAAGGUGGCCUUUUCCAUGGACAGGACACCAUCCGUUGGACAGAUUGCUCUGGCAUUCCUGCAGGCUUCCUUUGCCUUCAGUGGGUGGAACUUUCUCAAUUACGUUACUGAAGAGGUGGUUGACCCCAGACGGAAUCUGCCUCGCGCCAUCUACAUCUCCAUUCCACUGGUGACGUUUGUGUAUACGCUCACCAACAUCGCCUACUUUUCUUCCAUGACACCUGAGGAGCUGCUAUCCUCCAAUGCUGUGGCUGUUACAUUUGGUGAGAAACUGCUUGGAGCCUUUGCUAUCAUUAUGCCCAUCUCAGUGGCUCUGUCCACCUUUGGGGGAAUCAAUGGCUACCUGUUCACCUCUUCAAGGUUGUGUUUCUCAGGAGCCAGAGAGGGGCAUCUUCCCAGCCUGCUAGCUAUGAUUCACUACAAGAAAUGUACGCCCAUCCCAGCCCUCCUGGUUUGCUGUGCUGCCACUAUUGUUAUCCUGUGCAUCGGAGAAACCCACAACCUGAUCAACUACGUCUCCUUUAUCAACUAUCUGUCAUACGGUGUCACCAUCGCAGGUCUGCUGUGGUACCGUUGGAAGAAACCUAACUUAUAUCGACCUAUUAAGGUAAACCUGCUUGUCCCUGUGUCCUACCUUAUGUUCUGGGCAUUGCUACUGGGAUUUAGCCUGUACUCAGAGCCAGUCGUUUGUGGUGUUGGUUUGGUCAUCAUGCUUACCGGUGUUCCUGUCUAUUUUCUGGGUGUGCACUGGAAAGAAAAACCAAAGUGUAUCUACAAUUUUAUUGAACGGGCUACAUCUGUGGGCCAGAAGUUGUGUUUCGUGGUCUUUCCCCAGAUUGACCCGAUUGAGAUCGCCAGUCCUUCAGAAUGGACUGAUCGGUCAUCAGGCAGGAAGAGUUUUUCUGGCAGAUCGUAAAGGUUUCCUUUCUGAGAAUGUGAAGAUUUGUGUUCUGGUUCCUGUUUUUAAAUUGCUGUUGUUCAUGUUGAGGCAUUCUUUACUACAAUGAAAGUCUCCAGUCUGAUUUGUGAUCCUGAUAAAUCAGUUUUUCAUCUAAUAUUCAAUAUUCUGUUUGACAUGUGAAUUUUUAAAUUUCAUGUAUUUUCUUUUGAGGAUCAACGUGUGAAAAUCUAAUGGCCUUUGUUCCCCUUUCAUUCUUCUACAGAACCCUGAUUGACUGACAUUAGGUAAUCAUGCCUUUUAGUUACAUUUAGAAUUUCAUUGGGCUCUAAAGUCUUUUCGAACAGAUCAAAACCAAUAAAAAGUAAAAAAAAAAUUAGGCACCAUUUAUUUUUAGAAAUCAAUUAAAAUGCCACAAAAGUGUACUUUGUGUCUCCCCCUCCAUUCCUCUGCUACCUGACCCCUUUGUUAAUGUAUUUUUAAAAAGUGCCAUAUACUGUAAAAUCCCCUUUCCCUCUCACAGGCAAAUGUUUUUGAAACAUUUGCCUGAUGUUUCAGAUCAUCAGGCAAAUGUUAACAUCAAACAAGGCCUCCGUAAAUGGAAUAUAUCUAUAUAUAUAUCUAUAUAUGUAAGCAAAACGUAAGAAUUGUGUUGCAAGUAACACUCACAUUACAAUGCUUUUUCAUAGCAUUGAAAUGUGAGCUUCUGGUUUUGUCAAGCAACCCUUUAGAUCUACUACAGCCUGACAGAUAUCUCACUGACACAGCAGCAACACCGCAAUCCAAAUGAGCAGAAGCCAAGUUGGGACUAAAAGCCCUUUGUAGUCCAUUUGGUGCUGGAGGACAUUCAUUCCUGUUCAUGUUGCCACAUCUUUGGCUUGGACUGAAAUAUUUCAUAUUACAGAACAAUGCAGCAUUUUGUAUAGUUCUCAAGAGUUUAAUAAUCAUAAUGUAAAUAUACAGUCACGUGGCACUUUUGAUCAAUCUCACUUUGAACUCACUCCAGACUGGCUUAGACUAACUUUAGGGUGAACAUAGCUUUGACAUCCAACUGCUGUCGCUUGACCCAGGCAGGAAAACAUGUACAGGUUUCACUUUCUCAAAAAUGCCAAUAGAAUUACUCUCAGGGAGAGCUUGAAUGAGGCUGGAUUUUGGUCAGACGUUAUGGAUAACUUUUUGCUUGUCUUUUUGGUUACAUGUUUGGCAGUUUUUCAAAAAUGAUUUCAGAACCUAGAGCAAUUUCCAGACUUGUCAAUUGCAAUUGUAACUUUGCAACUCAAUUUUUCAACUUAGUGAAGCUGAAAUAUUUGAAAGACAUGUAUCUUGUCACGUAGUUGUCAGUUAAACUGUUGAUCAGUUAUUAACUAUAGCUUUUCCCAACAGUUUAGUUUUUUUGUUUGUUUGUUUUAAUUAACAUGUCAAUUAACUUACUCACAGGUUAAAACACUGUGCAAAUGGUAUUAAAUAGCAUACUGGUUUUUCAUAUUUUUACAAAUAAAAUCUAAGAUGUGGAGAGUACAUUUACAUUUAGCCCUUCUGAGUCGUACUUAAAAACUACUUUGGGAUGUUGACUUGCUGCAGUUUAACUUCUUAAAAUUUGGAAUUGUAAGGAAGUCUGGUAAAAUUUUACCUGGGUUAGACAAAAGUUACUCAUGAAGCACCGUAGGUCUUACGAGAGCUCCUGAUGUGACUAAAUGUUAGGAGCAGAGUGGAGGACUUCUUCAGCGUAAUGCCUCCAAUCUAAUAUGUCCCUCUGGGAUUUCUGUGUUCAUGGUUUAUGUGCGGUUUGUUUUCUGCAACACAAUGUGGCCAAAAAGCUAAUUUAUUUUGGCACAUUCCACAUGUUCAUUGUGUCCCUUAGCUUGAGGUUAACUGCAAACAUGACUCAUUAUGGCAGUCUUCCUUGUUUGUUUAAGAAUUUUUUGGGCACUACACUAGUAGUGAUUUUAAUUCUAGAAGAUGUUUGUAUAAAAAAAUGUACGUCAUAAAAGCCAUGUAAUGUUUUCCAGGAUUUAGCAUUUUUUUUCAACCAGGCUUCAGGUCGUUAAAGAUGCACGAUGGCCUUAUAGCCAUUAUUUAUUCAACAAAUAAAAUUCAAUCAACAUGGAAAGUGUAACAGUAGUGUGCACCCAACCCACUUUGCAGCCUUUUUCUGACAAUCAGGCUGUCAUUUUGUUAUGGAAGUCUUAACCUGCCUUUCUUUCCAACAUCUUUCCAACAUUGCUUCAGAUCAUUCAUUCCUUCAUGCACUGCUCCCAUUAUUGACUGAUUUGUCCUUCUCUUUUAAUUCUCCACUUUGGCAUUGCAGUUAUUUGUGGGUUUUUUUUCUUUGUUUACUUAAUUUAAUCAGAUCUAAACUUUUAGAGGUGUUAUGUCUGUCCGUCAUUUUGUAACCUCUAAGCACUUUGUUUUACAUGUGAAUGUACGAAAAGUGUUCUAUGAAUAAAAAUUAAUUGAUCGAUGGAUUUACAAUCUGUGAAAAAAAACCCCAUCAUUCUAGACAACUGGUCAAUCGCACACACACACAACUUUCCAAAACUAACUUCUUUUUUUUUUUUUUAGAGAGAGAACAAGCA
Poeciliopsis prolifica (blackstripe livebearer) is the source of this 4205-nucleotide messenger RNA. It is a transcript of the gene slc7a10b, whose product is annotated as solute carrier family 7 member 10b. The coding region runs from base 1 to 1647 and encodes 548 amino acids. Lineage: Eukaryota; Metazoa; Chordata; Actinopteri; Cyprinodontiformes; Poeciliidae. The record is from RefSeq and is a predicted model, not a curated record. The transcript has 11 exons. Gene Ontology annotation, biological process: amino acid transmembrane transport; D-alanine transmembrane transport; D-serine transmembrane transport. Gene Ontology annotation, cellular component: membrane. Gene Ontology annotation, molecular function: L-amino acid transmembrane transporter activity; neutral L-amino acid transmembrane transporter activity.